UACUUUCUCAGACUAAUUGGAUUCAUUUGUGAGGAAAUUAAUCAAGGGAGCUCAAAUGGAGUACAACAAGUUACUUGCUAGAAGUUUUAGUCACUACGAACAAAAAAUGAUCGGUUGCUGGGCAUUCAGUGUCUUCUUGAUCAUUACAAUUCUUACUUACUAUUUUGCUUUGAUCUCCAACCCUUCGUCGUUAGCUAGUAUUCCAAUUCUGAAUACUGAUGCCGAUUUAAGAAUGGUAGUGUUUCGUGAUACAAGCAGUCGAAUACAGCAAUUAUAUUCUGAUCAUGAUCAUCAAGUGAUAGAGAGUUCCGAACUCGAAGUGAAAGAGAUUAUCAAGGAAGUGAUCGAAGUUGUAGAUCGCAUUGAUGGUCAAACGAAACAGGAAACAGUCGAGCUUCCACCAGUGUGUAAUGUAUCAGACCAGAAAUUUGAUAUUUGUGAUAUUGAUGGCGAUAUUAGGAUCGAUGGGAAAUCAUCUACCAUUCUUUAUACUUCUUCAUCUACAAACGGUUAUUUUGCUGGGAAUGACUCUUGGAGGAUUCAGCCAUACCCUCGGAAAACAGAUAAAGGAGCGAUGAAAAAUGUCAAUGAAAUAUUGGUGAAGCCGUUUCUCAACAAUGACUCAUAUGCACCUACUUGCACUCGUUAUCAGAGUGUUCCCGCGGUAAUUUUCUCCGUUGGAGGCUUCGCUUCUAACCAUUUCCACGCCUACAACGAUGUACUGGUUCCACUUUUCCUCACUUCUCGACAAUUCAACCAAGAAGUUCAAUUUCUUAUAACGGACUCAAAACCGUCAUGGAUCUCGAAGUACAAAUUAAUUCUGGAUGCUCUAUCCAAAUAUCCAAUUCUCGACCUUGACAAACAAAAUGAUGCACUUUGCUACAAAAAAGUCAUCCUGGGUCUCAACUUUCAUAAGUUUUUAAGCAUCGAUCCUCUGAAGUCCCCGAAAAACUAUUCAAUGGAGAACUUCACUCAGUUCUUAAGGAGCGCGUACUCACUAAAGAGAUCUUCACCGAUAAAUAUGACCGUAAAAGGCAGUGGUCAUCGCAAGAAACAUCCGAGGCUUUUGAUUGUUUCACGUCAGAGAACUCGUAAAUUCAGUAACGUAAACUCGAUAGCUAAAAUGGCUAAAAGUUUGGGUUAUCAGGUGGUAAUAGAAGAGCCCAGCUAUGCUAAGGAUGCAUCCACGUUCACACAAAUGGUGAAUUCAUGCGACGUGAUGAUGGGAGUUCAUGGGGCAGGAUUAACUAACAUCGUAUUUCUUCCUCCUGGUGCUGUAUUUAUUCAGGUUGUACCUUUUGGAGUGAAAUGGGUCUCCACAAAAUAUUUUGCAGAACCGGCACCGGAUAUGAAGUUGCAAUACUUGGAGUACAAGAUAGCUGCAAAUGAAAGUUCUUUAAUCCAGCAGUAUCCAAUUGAUCAUGCUGUUUUUAAGGACCCUCAUUCAAUUGGAAAACAAGGAUGGAAUGUGUUCAAGUCUGUAUAUUUAGACAAACAAGAUGUGAAUUUAGAUGUUGGAAGAUUUAGACCUACCCUGUUAAAAGCACUUGAUUUGCUUCGUAAAUAGCUAGGGUCAUGCACAAUUUCAUCAAGUACG
Messenger RNA from Papaver somniferum (opium poppy), 1597 nucleotides. RefSeq lists its product as uncharacterized. The transcript is spliced from 3 exons. Bases 56 to 1567 code for a protein of 503 amino acids. NCBI's taxonomy places the organism in Eukaryota, Viridiplantae, Streptophyta, Magnoliopsida, Ranunculales, Papaveraceae. Gene Ontology annotation, molecular function: glycosyltransferase activity. The record is from RefSeq and is a predicted model, not a curated record.